Molecule: messenger RNA, 2208 nt
Organism: Monoraphidium neglectum
Lineage: Eukaryota; Viridiplantae; Chlorophyta; Chlorophyceae; Sphaeropleales; Selenastraceae
Product: transitional endoplasmic reticulum ATPase
Exons: 16
Biological process (GO): autophagosome maturation; mitotic spindle disassembly; retrograde protein transport, ER to cytosol
Cellular component (GO): nucleus; VCP-NPL4-UFD1 AAA ATPase complex; cytosol
Molecular function (GO): ATP binding; ATP hydrolysis activity; polyubiquitin modification-dependent protein binding
Source: RefSeq, a predicted model, not a curated record
AUGGCCGACGAGGCUGGUCCGUCCGACCCUCAUGCGGUUGUCAGCGAUCCCUCGAAGAAGAAGGACUUCAGCACGGCGAUCCUGGAGCGCAAGAAGUCCCCGAACAGGCUGGUGGUCGACGAGGCCGUGAAUGAUGACAACUCCGUGGUGGCGCUGCACCCCACGACCAUGGAGAAGCUUCAGCUGUUCCGCGGCGACACCGUGCUGCUCAAGGGCAAGAAGCGCCGUGACACGGUCUGCAUCGUGCUGGCCGACGAGACUGUCGACGAGACAAAGAUCAGGAUCAACAAGGUCGUGAGGAAGAACCUGCGCGUGCGCCUGGGCGACAUUGUGUCGGUGCACCAGUGCACGGACGUCAAGUACGGCAAGCGCGUGCAUGUGCUGCCCAUCGACGACACGAUUGAGGGCAUCACUGGCAACCUGUUUGACUCCUUCCUUAAGCCCUACUUUCUGGAGGCCUACAGGCCCGUGCGCAAGGGGGACACCUUCCUGGCGCGCGGCGGCAUGCGGUCAGUCGAGUUCAAGGUGGUGGAGACCGACCCCGGGGAGUACUGCAUUGUGGCCCCUGACACAGAGAUCUUCUGCGAGGGCGAGCCCAUCAAGCGUGAGGACGAGGAGAAGCUGGAUGAGGUUGGCUAUGACGAUGUUGGUGGUGUGCGCAAGCAGAUGGCGCAGAUCAGAGAGCUGGUGGAGCUGCCGCUGCGCCACCCCAUGCUGUUCAAGACCAUCGGCGUGAAGCCCCCCAAGGGCAUCCUGCUGUACGGGCCCCCCGGCAGCGGCAAGACGCUCAUCGCGCGUGCUGUCGCCAACGAGACCGGUGCCUUCUUCGUCAUCGUCAAUGGCCCCGAGAUCAUGUCCAAGCUGGCGGGCGAGUCCGAGUCCAACCUGCGCAAGGUGUUCCAGGAGGCCGAGAAGAACGCGCCCUCCAUCAUCUUCAUUGACGAGAUUGACUCCAUCGCCCCCAAGCGCGACAAGACUCAGGGCGAGGUGGAGCGCCGCAUCGUGUCGCAGCUGCUGACGCUGAUGGACGGCCUCAAGAGCCGCAGCCACGUCAUCGUCAUCGCGGCCACCAACCGCCCCAACACCAUUGACGCCGCGCUGCGCCGCUUCGGCCGCUUUGACAGGGAGAUCGACAUUGGGGUGCCCGACGAGACUGGCCGCCUGGAGGUGCUGCGCAUUCACACCAAGAACAUGAAGCUGGCCGACGAGGUGGACCUGGAGGCCAUCGCCCGCGACACGCACGGAUACGUCGGCGCAGACCUGGCGGCCCUGUGCACUGAGGCCGCGCUGCAGUGCAUCCGCGAGAAGAUGGACGUGAUCGACCUCGAGGAUGACAACAUCGACGCAGAGGUCCUGGCGUCCAUGGCCGUCACGCAGGACCACUUCAAGACUGCUCUGGGCAUGUCGAACCCCAGCGCGCUGCGCGAGACGGUGGUGGAGGUGCCCAACACCACGUGGGAGGACAUCGGCGGCCUGGAGGGCGUCAAGCGGGAGCUGCAGGAGCUCAUCCAAUACCCGGUGGAGCACCCCGAGAAGUUUGAGAAGUUCGGCAUGGCGCCCUCCAAGGGUGUGCUCUUCUAUGGCCCACCCGGCUGUGGGAAGACGCUGCUGGCCAAGGCCAUCGCCAACGAGUGCCAGGCCAACUUCAUCAGCAUCAAGGGCCCCGAGCUGCUUACGAUGUGGUUCGGCGAGUCCGAGGCCAACGUCAGGGAGAUCUUUGACAAGGCCCGCGGCAGCGCCCCCUGCGUCCUCUUCUUUGACGAGCUGGACUCCAUUGCAGUGCAGCGCGGCAGCAGCAGCGGCGACGCUGGCGGCGCGGCCGACCGCGUGCUGAACCAGCUGCUGACCGAGAUGGACGGCAUGAACAGCAAGAAGACGGUGUUCAUCAUCGGCGCGACCAACCGCCCCGACAUCAUCGACCCCGCGCUGCUGCGCCCCGGCCGCCUGGACCAGCUCAUCUACAUCCCGCUGCCGGACGACAAGAGCCGCGCGCAGAUCUUCAAGAGCGUGCUGCGCAAGAGCCCCAUCGCGCCGGACGUCGAGUUCGACACCCUCGUCAGGUUCACCCAUGGCUUCUCGGGCGCCGACAUCACCGAGAUCUGCCAGCGCGCCUGCAAGACCGCCAUCCGGGAGAACAUUGAGAAGGACCUGGAGCGCGCCAGGCGGCGGGCGGAGAACCCCGACCUCAUGGAGGACGACGUCGACGAG